AUUGAUCAGUUAAAUCGUAACAAUUCAACCAAUUGAUUAGUUUUUUUUUCUUAAUGUUUCAAGUUAAUUGUUGAUAAUAAAUACUGAUUGUUUUAAAUUGAUUGGUUCAUAUUGAUACUUAAAAAGUGAUUGAUUAUCAAGUAUCUCCAUCAAAUGAUUAACCAAACAAUUUAAAUUGAUUGUCCAUCAGAGGGCGACCAGUUAAUCAGUUGACGAUCAAUAUAAAUUGAAAAGUGGAAACAAUUAAACAAUUCUAAUUGUUGAUUAAUUAUUCAAGUGACCUUCUCAUAAUUUGAGUGUAAUUAUUUAAACAAUUAACUAAUUUUCAUCUUCAUUUCGGACACAAUCAGUUAAUCAUUUCUGUUUAAACUAAAAAGUUAAUCAAAAUGGUUGGUGGUGACAAGGAAAAUUUAAAACCAAAUGUUAACAAUAAAUGUACACAAAAGGGUAAUAAGAAAAAUCGUAAACGUAAAUCAACCGGAAAAGGAAAAGAUAAAGUUGAUGAUGAACAACCUUCAACCUCUUCCGGUUCAAGGGUAACAAUCAAAUCAUCGAGACUAAGUGACAAUUUACUUGAACAAUUUCGACAAUUAAAUACUGUCAAAGAACCAUUGGAAUCAUGUAGUAGUAGUAAUGCCGUUAAAUGUUCAAACUCGACGAAGAAGAAGGAAUCAAAAUCGGGCGAUGCCGAAGCAUUUGAAUUGGAAGAGGAGGAAGAUAAGGACAAGAAGAAGUCACAUCGAAACAAGGCCAGAGCGGAAGACGCUUUCGCGGAAUUGGAAAAUUUAACUGGUAUCAGUUUGAACAAUCUUCCCUCUGCCCUUUGUUUAAGGCCAAAAUUUGAAAGUGGCCGAGGCGGUGAAAGGAUCGCUCUUUUAACCAACUUUUUCCGUCUCAAGUUGAAAGGAAAUAUGGUCCAUCAAUAUGAUGUCGCGUUCUUACAGCCCGAUGCUGAAUCAGCGGCCGUCGAGAAGGAACAGGAAGUUGGCCGAGUUUUCCGUCGAAUAACCAAAAGGAUGAAUCAAACUCUUCUCAAGAAUUUCGUUGAAACAACGGGCAGUGACCUGUUCAAAGGGACGAGUUACGCUUUUGACAAUGAUCGUAUUCUUAUUACCAAUCGGCCUCUUGCCGCGAUCCCAAGAGAUGGACUGAUAUUUAGGUUCUUUGUUACUGAGAAUGGUAAUGGGGAAAUUCCCAGGCAAAUGUAUCUGAUUAGGAUUAAGCCCACAGUCCGUCUUUCUCUUGCCUUCGAAUCGGUGAUCGGUUCUAAUCAAGAUGUGGUCAGUGAUCGAGCGGUUUUACAAGUGAUCGACAUUAUCUGUAAGACUCACGCCUUCCAGAAUUACAUAAUUUAUGGUUCGAAAAUUUUCUUCCCGUCAAUUGAACGGCGACGAAUCCCGAUGGAUCUGAGACAUUCAUCAUCUCCAUUUGAAUUGGCCUUUGGUUAUCAUCAGUCGACGCAAUUCUGUCAGGGUGGACCCAUGCAGAAUAUUGACCGAGCUUCGGCUGUACUUUAUCGAGAAGGACCUUUAAUCGAUCGAUUCAUCGAUUUGAUUGGAAAAAAUUUUCUUUAUUCUGACAGAAUUGAACCAAAUGACUUUGAAUCUCUUAAAGAUUUAUACUUUCUCCGAUUCUAUACCAAUUAUCGUGGUUUCACUAAAUGCCACACAAUCAGAUCGAUAACCCAAACACCAAGUACCGAAACUUUUUUCCGUGAUAAAGAUGGAACAACAAAUUGUGUCGCCGAUUAUUUUCUCAAUCAUUAUUCAAUAGAAUUGCAAUAUCCAAACUUACCUUGUGUCGAAUACAGUGCCAAUAGAUUUAUACCUAUUGAACUUUGUUUCGUUGCCCCCGAUCAACGGAAUCAACGGAAAUUACGAGAUGAAUUGAUCAGAAUUGUGAGUACACAUUCGACCUCUCAAAAGCCCUACCAAAGAGUUGAAGGAACAGUUCAAUCGGCCCAUGCGAUUUCUAGUCAAAAAGUUUUAGAUCAAUUUGGAAUUCAAUUGGUUCCAUCGCCGGUUAUUGUUCAAAGUCGACUCCUCAUGUCACCUAAAUUAAAGUACAACAAUGUUGCCGAUUUUGUCCCACGAGUACCUGGAGAUUGGAACAUGUCGGAUAAGAGAUUCAUCGAACCUGUCGCUCUAUCUCGAUGGGCCUUAUUCGCCUAUCAAACGCGAAAGAUAAGCGACAAUGCGGCCAUUGAGUUCGUCCGUCGUAUCAGACGAACCGGUGAAAUGCUCGGAAUGAACAUUGAGAAUCCCAUUAAUCCAUUUCGAUAUGUAGCUCGAGAUAAAUUACUCGAGUGGUUACAAUUAUGUUCAACCAAAAAUCUCCAGCUAAUUGUUGUCUUCAUGCCGGAAAGUGUUGAUUAUUAUACUGCAAUUAAAUCAAUCGGUGAUCUACAGAUCGGUGUUCCAACUCAGGUUAUCGUCGAUAGGCACUAUGAUAAUCGAGCGGACAGAGCGGACUGUAGACAGAAACUUUAUGAUCCAACUUUCCUUUGUAAUCUAUUGAUGAAAAUGAACAUGAAAAUUGGAGGAAAAAAUUUACAAUUAUGGGAAAACAAUCGAUGUUCAAUUCUAAGUGAUAAAACGAUGGUGAUUGGAAUUGAUGUUAAUCAUCCUUCUCCCGGUGAAAAUUCACCUUCGAUUGCGGCGGUUGUUGGUUCGAUCGAUUCUGGUUUCUCUCAUUAUCGAACUGAGAUCAAAAUCAAUCGAUCACGAGAGGAAUUGGUUCGAGUUGAUGAAAUGAUCCCACCGAUUUUACAAGCAUUCAAAAUAUCGAGAAGUUGUUACCCUGAACAUAUUAUCGUCUAUCGAGACGGUGUUUCCGAAGGUCAAUUUGCUUACGUUUUGAGUAGUGAAAUAUUCCCACUUCGUAAGGAGCUCGAAAAACUUGGUCCAAGACCACCGAAAUUGACCUACAUCGUAGUUCAAAAGAGGCACAAUGGUCGAUUCUUUCCAAGAGAUCGGAGUAAAGCAACAAAAUCGGGCAAUUUACUACCCGGUUCUGUUAUCGACAGUGAGAUUUGUCACUAUAAAUGGUUCGACUUUUAUCUUUGCAGCCAAAAUUCAUUUCUGGGAACUGCUCGUCCUGGAAAAUAUACUGUCCUCUGGAAUUCGAGCCCUGCCCUUGCCGAUGACCUGCAAAUGGCCACUUAUUACCUUUGCUACUUGUUCGCUCGAGCAACAAAAUCGAUCGCCGAUCCAGCCCCAGCCCGUUAUGCCCAUCACGCUGCCGCUCGAGGGAAAGUUUACCUUAAAGAGAUUCUCAGAAAAGAUCCCCAACUAUUUAACUCUAACAGUGUUCAUCAAAUUGAAUUGACUCUAAAUCGAGCUCUAAGUGUUGUUAAUACCUUAAAAAAUACUUUAUACUUCAUCUAAAUUCUGUUAAUCAUUUCACAAUUUAAUUCUUUUAAUCAAACUAAUUGUUGAAUUUUCAUCUCUCUUUUAACCAAAGGAAAAAAGUUUCAUUGACAAAUCAAUAAAAACUCUUGUUGAUAUUAACAGAAA
Messenger RNA from Panonychus citri (citrus red mite), 3515 nucleotides. RefSeq names its product protein argonaute-4-like. The coding region runs from base 387 to 3386 and encodes 999 amino acids. The transcript is spliced from 3 exons. The record is from RefSeq and is a predicted model, not a curated record. Gene Ontology annotation, molecular function: RNA binding; protein binding. NCBI's taxonomy places the organism in Eukaryota, Metazoa, Arthropoda, Arachnida, Trombidiformes, Tetranychidae.